UCUGGAUAAAGUGACUGAUUUAUAUUGCAAUAUGUCAAACGCAUCCCUCCGGGCCAUCAUGCGGACUUUCGUUAUGAACCGGAGAUUUUAUAUCGCUGAAUAUAUUAACCAACAAUCCAGUUCGCAGAGUGCUCAGGACGCAAAUGGCGGCAAAGCGACGGCUCCUGCAGCCGAAAUGGAAAGAAGUUUGGCGCCUGGUUUGACCGAGACAAACGAGAGCAGUCCGGAUUCUGAAGAAUCAGUGAUUCCGCCGCCAUCUUCCUCUAUAACCGGAAUUGAAAAUUGUACGAGGAAUCAAAGGUUUCGUGAAAUCAAUCACGGAAAACAGUAACUAAAAUACUUACCAAGGAAACAGUUUACCAAGGAAACACAAAUACGAAAUCGAGACAAUGAUCAAAAACGACAAGCUGAAUGUGAUAUGUUCGAGGUUUCCCGAAUAUUUCCGGAGCCCAAACUCAACGAUUCCUGUGGAGAAUCUGGAUAAAGUGACUGAUUUAUAUUGCAAUAUGUCAAACGCAUCCCUCCGGGCCAUCAUGCGGACUUUCGUUAUGAACCGGAGAUUUUAUAUCGCUGAAUAUAUUAACCAACAAUCCAGUUCGCAGAGUGCUCAGGACGCAAAUGGCGGCAAAGCGACGGCUCCUGCAGCCGAAAUGGAAAGAAGUUUGGCGCCUGGUUUGACCGAGACAAACGAGAGCAGUCCGGAUUCUGAAGAAUCAGUAAUUUCGCUGUCUAGAUCGGAGGAGACAAACGAGAGCAGUCCGGAUUCUGAAGAAUCAGUGAUUCCGCCGCCAUCUUCCUCUAUAACCGGAAUUGAAAAUUGUACGAGGAAUCAAAGGUUUCGUGAAAUCAAUCACGCGAAACCGAAGGGUGGAAAAGAUGUUUUCCAAGAAAAUUACAUGCUGCUGCAUUUAACCCAAAAUACACUGAACUCCUCAAGGCUAUCAAUGCUGACGAACGGUGUUAUGCAGCCAUUUGUGAAGCGGGACGAUUUGAAAAGCCCCAAAAAGUCAGUCUGGAACUGAUAAAGCCGAUUG
Molecule: messenger RNA, 1034 nt
Organism: Venturia canescens
Lineage: Eukaryota; Metazoa; Arthropoda; Insecta; Hymenoptera; Ichneumonidae
Exons: 5
Coding region: 390-1022 (210 amino acids)
Source: RefSeq, a predicted model, not a curated record